AUUAAUAAUUGUGGUCUUCAGCUGGUUAUCCAGACCUCAUCAAUCACAGAUAAAAGCAAACCAUUUGAAUUCAGGAUAAAUAAAGAACACUCAUCUUUCAGCAAUAGAUUUCUGCAGCAUGAUCUGGAAAAGAACUAUUCAGAAAGGCAAGGAGACCAAAGAGUAUUAAGUCCAUUAGUGCAUAAUAAGCAGAUUUAUCUUCCAGUACCAUCCAGUCUGACAGAACUUUCUAGUUUGGAAUUGAAGCAGAAUGCAGGUUCUUUAUCAGGAUUUGGAAGUCACACACCUAGAAAAUCCAGAUCUUGACAAAGCAGCCACAGUGUUAGUUCGUGUGAUUCAUAUAACACACAUUUUGGGAGCAGUUCAUCAAUAACAUUUCCUGUAUUGCAACGGACAGCUGAAGAAAAAAUACUGAGCUCUGAUAGACUUACCCUGGAAAGACAAAAACUGACAGUGUGCCCAAUUAUUGAUGGGGAAGAUCAUCUUCGCCUUUUGAAUUUCCAACAUAACUUUAUAACCCGGAUCCAAAAUAUUUCUAAUCUGCAGCAUCUUGUUUUCUUAGAUUUAUAUGAUAAUCAGAUAGAGGAAAUAAGUGGGCUUUCAACUCUUAGAUCCCUAAGAGUCCUUUUGCUGGGAAAGAACAGAAUAAAGAAGAUCUCAAAUCUGGAAAACCUAAAAAAUCUUGAUGUUUUAGAUCUUCAUGGAAACCAGAUUACUAAAAUAGAAAGCAUCGGUCAUUUGAGUGAACUGAGAGUGUUAAACCUUGCCAGAAACCUACUAACGACUGUAGAAAACCUUAAUGGAUUGGAUUCACUCACAGAGCUCAACCUUUGUCAUAAUCAAGUCUCUGCUAUAAAAGAUGUGGAUACUUUGCCCCGUCUCCAGCGUCUCUUCCUCAGCUUCAACAAUAUAUCUAGUUUUGAGGAUAUUCUGUGCCUUGCUGAUUCCUCAUCUUUGUCAGAUAUCACCCUUGAUGGCAAUCCAAUAGCUCAGGAGACAUGGUACAAACACACUGUUCUCCAUCAUAUGAUGCAGCUCCGACAGCUAGACAUGAAGAGAAUCACAGAAGAAGAAAGACGUAUGGCAUCUAUUGCAGCAAGGAAAGAGGAAGAAAGGAAGCGUGAAAGCCAUAAACAGAACUUGCUUAAGGAAAAGAAGCGGUUAACAAUUUGUAAUAUUGCUCGUCAGUGGGAGAUACAGCAGAAUCAAAUAGCUCUGGUGGCUUCUUUAGAUCAAGAUAAAGAUAAUGAGCCCUGUCAGAUCAAUGGCAGUGCUGCGUAUGUAUUUACUGAAGAAAGCAGGUCUCUUGAUACCAUAUUGAGCAGUGCAGUACAAGGCUUGUCUGUUCUCGAGUCUCACUUAGUGGAAGUGGAAGGAGACACACUUUGCUUGUAUGGUGCUGGAGCGCUGGAGUGCCUGGAUCGAAACUGGAGUGUUCAAACAGCUGGAAUUAUUGUCACAGUCUCCUUUAUGUUCAUAGAAUUUGAUGAAAUUGUUCAAGUGUUAACAAAACUGAAGAUGAAAUUUCCUAAUUCUGUGCACCUGAAGUUUAAGGAGACAAAUCUUGUGACGCUGCAGCAGUUCAAUGCAUUAGCCCAGAUGCAUCGGAUUGAACAGUUGACAGUUGAUCCUCAGGGAAAUCCGGUUGUCAACUUUACUUUGUGGAAGUACUAUGUUCUGUUUAGACUGAACCAUUUUAAUCUACAGAAGAUAAAUGGAGUAAAGGUUACUGAAAAUGAUAUUAUAAUGGCAGAAAGGCUCUUUGGCAUUCUGGCAUAUGUAGCAUCUUCUGAGCUGCCACAUUAUCGUAUGCUUUCAUUAUUUGGAGAAUCUAGGAGGAAGCAAUUCCAUUAUCUGCUUGAGGGAAAGGGAAAGAAAUCUGGGAUUGGGAGUGAGGAAAGUAGUGAGAACAGAAGAAACGGAAGGGAAAGCACAGCUCGAGCAGCAUUGAAUUACACAAGAAAGGACUUUCUUCUGGAAAAGUUGGAGGAAAUCAAGGGAAAAAAAACGUUUUGCCAGACGUAUGUCGAGAACUUAGUGAAAGAAGCAGCUGACAUCAAUAUGAAGAAUGAGUCGUUGCAGAAGCUCUGGCCUCAGAUGUUCAUUGAGCUUGUCAGAGAUGCAGUGAUAGAAAUACGCAAUAAAAAUUCCUACAUGAAACUCUGCUUACAGCGGAUCACUGAUCAAAAACAGUAG
Molecule: messenger RNA, 2196 nt
Organism: Mesitornis unicolor (brown roatelo)
Lineage: Eukaryota; Metazoa; Chordata; Aves; Mesitornithiformes; Mesitornithidae
Gene: LRRC49
Product: leucine rich repeat containing 49
Exons: 16
Molecular function (GO): protein binding
Source: RefSeq, a predicted model, not a curated record